AUGGCACUACCGUGCCCAUCGAGGGCCUACCCUGACAACAAACCGCGCGGGCUCGCGAGACAGCGUGACCCAGACGACUGGAAGCUACGAUCGCCUUGGAAAGUGCACGGGACCAACGACAACAAGGAGACCUUUCGGUACACGAACGAGGCCACGGGCGACCUAGUCAUCAACAGAGUGCCUCGGUACGGACAAAAGCUGCUGCAGACAGCCCAAGUGUUCAAGGACAUCGCGAAUGGCCCGCUCACGGGUUCCGUCGCUAUGAACAUGACAUUGCAACAGCUAUGGGACAAUCAGAACGGAGCGGACAAGCUACGUGCCGGUGGCAGCCACCCAGGGUCCAGCAACGACACCCUUGCGCCGACCGCCACCAACCCGAUCGCGAUGUGGAGAGACUUCGGCCCGAGAUUGUGCGCUGAGGGAAACCCGAUGGGCGACAGGUGUAACAGAUGCAAUUGUCCCGGCAUCAUUUACCGCGACAGCAGCGAGUGGGCCGACGUCUUCGACCAGUUCCCCCCACGCACCAACGAGGUCAUUACCGCCGAAGGACCACACUACCCGGAGGCACACAAUACAAGCGCAUUCGCACCCCAGGCGCCAGUGAUCAGGGCAUCAGUGGGGACGCCUUACAAGACCGAAGCGCGGCAAACGGAGCCCACCGACAAGGAGACGACCGGCACAGACCACGCGCGGCCGCCGAGGUACAAUGCGCCGCCCAGUUUCAUUCCCCAGAGGAGUAUUAGCGGUGAGAGCCCCCGCGGCACCGAGGACGCGCCGCCACGGGCUAAAGCAGACGGCUGUUUCCCCAUCGCCACGCUCUUCAGGACAGCGCUAGGCCACCCCGGCGGCAACGUCAAUCGGGUCCGCGCGGCAUACCAGGACUGGACGUUGGAGGACAAAUACAAAGAUAUAUGCUUCACCAUCGAGCAGGGCGAGAGCAUCCGCAUCACAUGGAUCGAGCCGCUGCCGAGUCCAAUGGCGUGGAACCCCACCGUCUACUGGGCCCUGGGAGAGCAUACCUCGGACGACGCCACCCACCAGGCACACGAGACCAGAGAGAAACCCCAGCUGCAGUUACUCCAGACAGAAAAGAUCGACCCCAAUCGCAUGAUCGACUAUAUGGUGUACAUCACCAGCACCGCCGACGCCAUCGUCAGCCUCCGCCUCGUCAUGGAGACUGAGGACCUGGACGACUACCCCCGUAUCGUGCUGGACAUCGUGCACCGCGCAAUCUUCUGCGAGAGGACCGCGGGCCGCCGUGCCCUUCCGGAAGGGCCUAGCCCCGAAGCAGACACAGGAUUUGGCGAGGGCACCCACGACAAUCACCAGUGA
Molecule: messenger RNA, 1332 nt
Organism: Prorocentrum cordatum
Lineage: Eukaryota; Dinophyceae; Prorocentrales; Prorocentraceae
Source: the annotation of a GenBank genome assembly